Tachyglossus aculeatus (Australian echidna) is the source of this 7351-nucleotide messenger RNA. RefSeq names its product kinase D interacting substrate 220 (gene KIDINS220). Bases 133 to 5493 code for a protein of 1786 amino acids. The transcript is spliced from 31 exons. Lineage: Eukaryota; Metazoa; Chordata; Mammalia; Monotremata; Tachyglossidae. The record is from RefSeq and is a predicted model, not a curated record. Gene Ontology annotation, molecular function: protein binding.
AAGAAGGAAGAUGGCGGCCGGGGCUGGGUGGUGCCGUCCUUAGCGGGGGCGGCGGAGCGGGCUGAGCCCCCCGGCGAUCGCUCGGUCGGUCCCGGAGGAAGGAGAAAUAGGUGAGUGCUGGCAUCCGUGAAGAUGGCGAGCCUGGUGACUCAGAGUCUGUUGACUUACGUGGAAGAGGAAAAUGUUCCUGCUCUUAAAGCACUUCUCGAGAAAUGCAAGGAUGUGGAUGAGAGGAAUGAGUGUGGCCAGACUCCACUGAUGUUAGCAGCUGAACAAGGCAAUCUAGAGAUAGUACAAGAGUUACUUAAGAAAGGAGCUAACUGCAAUUUGGAAGAUUCGGACAACUGGACAGCUCUUAUAUCAGCCUCAAAAGAAGGUCAUGUGGAUAUUGUGGCAGAACUACUUAACAGUAAUGUUAAUUUGGAACACAGAGAUAUGGGAGGAUGGACAGCUCUCAUGUGGGCGUCUUAUAAGGGCUGUUCUGAAGUAGCAGAGUUGCUUCUUGAAAAAGGUGCAAACCCAAACAUCACGGGCCUGCAAUACAGUGUUUAUCCAAUCAUUUGGGCAGCAGGGCGUGGCCACGCAGAUAUAGUCUAUCUGUUACUGCAAUAUGGAGCCAAGGUCAACUGUUCUGAUAAGUACGGGACCACGCCGCUGGUUUGGGCUGCAAGAAAAGGCCAUUUGGAUUGUGUUAAACACUUGUUACACAUGGGAGCUGACGUUGAUCAAGAAGGAGCUAACUCAAUGACAGCGCUUAUUGUUGCCGUAAGAGGGGGCUACACUCAGUCUGUAAAGGAAAUUUUGAAAAGAAAUCCAAACGUGAAUUUAACGGACAAAGAUGGAAAUACUGCUUUAAUGAUUGCUUCGAAGGAGGGACAUAUCGAAAUUGUACAGGAUCUUCUUGAUGCUGGGACAUACGUUAAUAUUCCCGAUAGGAGUGGGGACACAGUGUUGAUUGGUGCUGUCAGGGGCGGUCAUGUUGAAAUUGUGAGAGCCCUGCUUCAAAAGUAUGCGGACAUAGACAUUAGAGGACAGGAUAAUAAAACUGCCUUGUAUUGGGCUGUCGAAAAAGGGAAUGCUACAAUGGUGAGAGAUAUCUUGCAGUGUAACCCUGAUACCGAAAUCUGCACAAAGGAUGGUGAAACGCCCCUCAUAAAGGCAACCAAGAUGAGAAAUAUUGAAGUGGUAGAGCUGCUACUAGACAAAGGAGCUAGAGUUUCAGCUAUAGACAAGAAAGGAGACACUCCCCUCCAUAUCUCCAUUCGUGGGAGAAGUCGGAAGCUUGCAGAACUCCUUUUAAGAAAUCCCAAAGAUGGAAGAUUACUUUAUAGACCAAACAAGGCAGGAGAGACGCCGUACAACAUUGACUGUAGUCAUCAGAAAAGCAUCUUAACUCAAAUAUUUGGAGCCAGACACUUAUCUCCCACUGAGACGGAUGGAGACAUGCUCGGUUACGACCUGUACAGUAGCGCCCUGGCUGACAUUCUCAGUGAACCGACAAUGCAGCCUCCCAUCUGUGUGGGGCUCUAUGCCCAGUGGGGAAGUGGGAAAUCUUUUCUACUGAAAAAAUUAGAAGAUGAAAUGAAAACUUUUGCAGGACAACAAAUUGAACCUCUCUUCCAGUUCUCGUGGCUCAUUGUUUUCCUGACUCUGUUGCUGUGUGGAGGCUUGGGAUUGCUGCUUGCUUUUACUGUGGAUCUGAAACUUGGAAUUGCAGUGGCUUUGAGCCUAUUGGCCAUUCUGUACAUAUUCUUCACUGUGAUUUAUUUUGGUGGUCGACGAGAAGGAGAGAGUUGGAAUUGGGCCUGGGUGUUAAGUACAAGGUUGGCAAGACACAUUGGGUAUCUGGAACUUCUUCUCAAACUGAUGUUUGUAAACCCACCAGAGCUGCCAGAGCAAACCACGAAGGCUUUACCCGUCAGGUUUCUGUUUACAGAUUACAAUAGACUCUCUAGUGUAGGUGGAGAAACAUCCAUGGCUGAGAUGAUUGCAACUCUCUCUGAUGCUUGUGAAAGGGAGUUCGGUUUUUUGGCAACAAGACUUUUUCGAGUGUUCAAAACAGAAGAUACACAAGGUAAAAAGAAGUGGAAAAAAACAUGUUGCCUACCAUCCUUUGUCAUUUUCCUUUUCAUUCUGGGCUGUGCCAUUUCUGGGAUCACUCUUCUGGCCAUAUUCCGAGUUGAUCCAAAAUGUCUGACCGUGAAUGCUAUUCUCAUAUCAGUGGCCUCCAUAGUUGGCUUGGCCUUGGUCUUAAACUGUCGCACGUGGUGGCAAGUAUUGGAUUCCAUCUUAAAUUCUCAGCGAAAACGUCUCCACAGUGCCGCCUCCAAGCUGCACAAGUUGAAAAGUGAAGGAUUCAUGAAGGUUCUUAAGUGUGAAGUAGAAUUAAUGGCCAGAAUGGCAAAAACUAUCGAUAGCUUUACUCAGAACCAGACACGGCUAGUGGUUAUUAUUGAUGGGUUGGAUGCCUGUGAACAGGACAAAGUGCUACAGAUGCUUGACACAGUCCGAGUCCUAUUUUCCAAAGGUCCUUUCAUUGCUAUUUUUGCGAGUGACCCACACAUUAUUAUAAAGGCAAUUAAUCAGAAUCUUAAUAGUGUGCUGCGUGAUUCAAAUAUAAAUGGGCAUGACUAUAUGCGCAAUAUAGUUCAUUUGCCUGUCUUCCUGAAUAGCCGGGGUCUAAGUGGUGCAAAAAAAUUUCUUGUAACUGGCACAACCAAUGGAGAUGUUCCAUGCUCAGAAAAUACAGGCUUACAUGAAGAUCUUGACAGAAGAGUUUCACAGAAUAGUCUUGGUGAAAUGACUAAGGUUGGCAGCAAAACAGCUCUCAAUCGACGGGACACCUAUAGGCGAAGACAGAUGCAGCGGACAGUUACCCGUCAGAUGUCUUUUGACCUUACCAAAUUGUUGGUGACAGAGGACUGGUUCAGUGAUAUAAGUCCUCAGACUAUGCGAAGAUUACUUAAUAUUGUUUCUGUGACGGGACGAUUGCUCAGAGCUAAUCAAAUUAUUUUCAACUGGGAUAGACUGGCUAGCUGGAUCAAUAUUACAGAACAGUGGCCGUAUCGUACGUCAUGGCUCAUAUUGUAUUUGGAGGAGACCGAGGGCGUUCCAGAUCAGCUGACUUUAAAAACCAUCUACGAAAGAAUAUCGAAGAAUAUUCCAACAACUAAAGAUGUGGAGCCUCUUCUUGAAAUUGAUGGAGAUAUAAGGAAUUUUGAAGUGUUUUUGUCUUCACGAACACCAGUUCUUGUGUCCAGAGACGUAAAAACCUUCUUGCCUUGUACUGUGAAUCUAGAUCCCAAGCUACGAGAAAUUAUUGCAGAUGUUCGUGCUGCAAGAGAACAGAUGAAUAUUGGAGGACUCCCGUAUCCCACCCUGCCUUUACAUGAGGCCCCUCCUCGACCGGUCUCAAUGUUCAGCCAGCCUUCAUCUGUGUGUUCUUCGUCCACUUCCUUUAACGGGCCUUUCGGUGGCGGAGUGCUGUCCCCGCAACCUCACAGCAGCUAUUACAGUGGCAUGACGGGCCCUCAGCAUCCGUUUUAUAAUCGGCCAUUCUUUGCCCCAUAUCUUUACACGCCAAGGUAUUACCCUGGCGGUUCCCAACAUCUCAUCUCACGUCCAUCAGUAAAAACGAGUUUGUCCAGAGAUCAGAACAAUGGCCUAGAUGUUAUCAAGGAGGAUGCUGCUGAGGGGCUGCCUUCACCCACAGUCUCCUCAAUGCAGAAUGAAUCUGAGUUUAACAAACAGAGACAGGGAGCUGGGCCAGUCACUGGACCGUCCGUGGUGUCUCUAAGUGCAAUGACUGUGGAAGCAGUGUGUGAGAAACUGAAGCAGAUCGAAGGGCUUGAUCAGGGUAUGCUCCCUCAGUACUCUGCAACAAUCAAAAAGGCGAAUAUAAAUGGCCGUGUAUUAGCUCAGUGCAACAUUGAUGAACUGAAAAAAGAAAUGAGCAUGAAUUUUGGUGACUGGCACCUCUUCAGAAGCACAGUCUUGGAAAUGAGAAAUACAGAAAAUCAGGGCAUUCCCGAGGAUUCCCGACUGCUCCCGGAGCAUGCUAGUAUCGCAGUUUCUCACGGGGAAUCCGUCCGUCAUCCUCCCCAUAAUGAACUGCCUCACACUGAACUCUCCAACCAGGCUCCCUACACCCUCAACUUCAGUUUCGAGGAAUUGAACACUAUUGGACUUGAUGAGGCUCCUCCACGUCACAGUAACUUGAGUUGGCAGUCACAAACUCGCAGAACCCCAAGUCUUUCGAGUCUCAAUUCCCAGGAUUCCAGUAUUGAAAUCUCAAAGCUUACCGAUAAGGUGCAGGCAGAAUAUAGAGAUGCUUAUAGAGAAUACAUUGCACAGAUGUCUCAACUAGAAGGGGGGGCGGGUUCCGCAGCUGUCAGUGGCCGAUCUUCUCCUCAUAGCACAGGGCUGUAUUACAUGGGGCAGAGCGCCUCAGGCAGCUCUAUUCAUUCUGGGCUAGAGCAAGACAAAGGCAAGGAGAGCGAACAGAAACCAGAGGACGGCAGAAAGCCCUUUUUGAUCAAAAGAGAUGUGUUAGAUUAUACAUCAUCAGGGGUUUCCACUACCGACGCGUCUCCUUUAGACCCUAUCACGGAGGAAGACGAGAAGUCUGACCAGUCUGGGAGCAAGCUCCUCCCAGGAAGGAAAUCCUCAGAGAGGUCGAGCCUUUUCCAGACGGACUUAAAGCUUAAGGGAGGCGGGCUGCGCUAUCAGAAACUGCCAAGCGAUGAAGAUGAAUCAGGGCCUGAAGAAUCCGAUAACACUCCCCUUCUCAAAGAAGAUAAAGAUAAGAAAGCCGAAGGAAGGGCAGACCGGAUGCCGAAGACCCCGGAACAUGGGUCUGAGCCCAUCCGAACAUUGAUCAAAGCCAAGGAGUACCUGGCGGAUGCCCUUCUAGACAAAAAGGAUUCCUCGGACUCGGGUGUGAGAUCCAGCGAGAGCUCUCCCAAUCACUCUCUGCACAAUGAAGCUUCUGAGGCGUCCCGCCUUGAAAAGGCCAAUCUUAUAGAGCUUGAAGAUGACAGCCACAGCGUCCCACGAGGGCUGCCCCGCAGCCUCAGUGGCCUCCAGGACCCACUUGUAGCGCGCAUGUCCAUUUGCUCAGAAGAUAAGAAGAGCCCGUCGGAGUGCAGCCUGAUCGCUAGUAGCCCGGAGGAGAGCUGGCCCGCUUGCCAGAAAGGCUACAACUUGAACCGAACGCCUAGCACAGUGACCCUGAACAAUAACAGCGCCCCAGCAAAUCGGGCGAACCAAAACUUCGAAGAACUGGAAGGGAUUCGAGAAAACUCGCCCGUCAUUUUGAGGCCUGGCCCCAGUUCCAACUCGACGGCCAUUCAGAAUGAAAAUCUGAAGAGUCUUGCUCAGAAGCGAAGUCAGCGUUCCACUUACACAAGGCUGUCCAAAGAUUCUUCAGAGCUCCAUACCGUUACCGCUUCUGAGAGUGCAGGUUUUGGCGAAGAGCGAGAAAGCAUUCUUUAAGCAGAGUGAGCGAGAUUAGAGCCGAGCACCUUCAUCUUGGGAUUCAUUGUUCUUCAGUCCAGGCACAUCUCCUCGUAUCCGUUAUUUUCUCCAUAUGUGGCAGUUGCUCUCUGAGGGGAAGGAAAGAUUGGGCCUGUAGACUGUCUGCCUCUGUCGUUCCCCCUUCGUAGUUCCAAAAUUAAGAACCCUUGACUUUUUUCAUGGUGGUUUGCGAAACCAUAUUUAGUUUUUUAAAAAUCCUUCUCUUCCCCUGGCUUGUGUUUGGUUGAGUGGGAACCUGGGAAGUCUGCAAAGGUCAGGACCCUUAAUUACUUGCAAAAGAUUUAGCUUUCAAAUGGGAGUAGCACAGGCAAUCCUCGGGAAAGGGCAUCUGGCCUCCCUGCUGCGUUUUCACAAGAUGGUCCUCAUUAGAGAAGAUGGCCGAGUGUGAGCCUAUUGAGUAGCCUCCGAGUUGAGAACCGCCAUGGAACAUGAGCCAAUAUACACUGCAAAAGGUGCUUGGGCUUAGGGUUUUGGUUUCUAAAGGGUAAAAUUGUAUUGAACAGAUACUGGGAAGGUCAGUUGUUAAAGCUAGCUAACAGUCUGAAUCCUGAGCAAAAGGACUCUCUUCAAGUUGUCCUUUUCUGUCUUUCUCCUCUCCUCUCCCCCUCAGCCUUAAAUCCCUGGCUGGGGCUCUUCUGUUCUGCAUAUGGCUGGGCCAUGGUUCACUAGGGUAGUGAAGUAGCAGUCGGUUGCCAACCUGGUUGGGGGCCCCCCUCGUCCACUCCCAUUUUGGUUCUUUCACUUCACCUCCUGAACCCCAGAGCUGGGCUCCAGGAAGCACUCAAGCUCCCCUGCGGUUUCCCAAAUGACUGUGUCUGGAGGCCCCCAACACAGGGGUCCUUGUCAUCCCACCAUGGGCGACUGCACUCUCAUCUCUCAUGUUGUGUCAAGUUGUAUGGGCGUUUUCCCAGUCCUCAGCGCUCUGACUGCUGAAUUUGGUGAAUCCAGUUAGUGAACAAGACAAGAAACCCACAUCUAUUGAAAGCAAUUCCGAGGCCAAAUGAGCACAUCACCGAACCCCGAAAUAUGAUGGAUUUUUUUACUUUGGAGUUGGUGCCAGGGAACGAGUCAUCGUCAUCUGACAAUAAUGAAGCAGGACAACAGAAGUAUUAAAGUCACUUGGAGCGAGUGUGAUUCUUACAUUCCAUAUGUCUUCUUAACUUGCUCUCUACACACAUAUGACUCCACUUAAGUAUUGGUAUGUGUAGUUAGUUUAGUGUGCCUGCAUCACGCGCUAAGCUGUUGUGUUUGGAAGUAGCCUUCGGAGUAUGCAGUGUACUGAUGCGAGUGUCAUAACUAGGGAGGACUGGGAGUUCAUCCUCAUCUUCAUAUUGUAGGAGAAUUACAUUAUCUGAGUUUAGUAUUAACAUUGUGACAGGUGUUUAGGACACAAUAUCUCUGUUAGUAUGUGUCGUGGAUUAUUUAUUGUGGGUCAGAAAUCUCCCAAUCAUUGCACUAAAUAGUACCUCCACUUGUAGUCUUCAGUUAAGGUGGCAUUACUGUUGCUUCAGUGUUUGUGUGGUCAAAUCAAGUUUAUGACAUGUCGAUAUUGCAUGAAUUUGCAGUAAUGGAUAGUUGAUUUUUAGCUCCUAGGAAAAAAAGGAAAAAGAUUACUAUUACAAUCACUGCAUUAAAAUUUAGUGGCCAUUCAAUGUGAUGCUGUGUAAUGAGAUAUUUUAGGCCUAGCAUUGAAUUUAAUAUCAGCUAAGUAGCUGAUCUGAAUAUCACUGUAACACAUCCAUUAUUACUACUGUAAGAGAAUUUGCAUGAUUUUCAGCCCAAUAGACCUAGAGAACAAUAAAGAACUGGCAUGUUG